CUCCCUUUUUUGUUGAAUUGUGUUCAUCUUUAAGAAAAUGGGAAGGUUAAUAUGGUUUUCCCAAAUCCUCUGCCUUUCCUUCAUGUUGUUACAGUUUCGAGUCCAAAGCUCCUCACCUUCUCAAUCUUCUCUUGAUUCACUGCUGCAUUUGUGCCGUCCUGAGGAGCGUUCUGCAUUGCUUGAUUUCAAAAGCACUACUAACGUGGUGUUAAACGACGUCAGUCAUGGAUUAGAAACUUGGAACAAGAGCAUAGACUGCUGCUUGUGGGAGGGCAUCACAUGUGACAUGACAAAAGGUCAUGUGAUUGGUCUUGAUCUUAGCCGGCAAAGGAUUGAAGCUGAUCUAACUACAAAUAGUAGUCUUUUUCGCCUUGAGAAAUUGCAGAGCCUCAACCUUGCUGACAACUAUUUUAGCUACCCCAAUCUCUCUUUUGGGUUCCAACGUUGGAAGAGUUUGACAUAUCUUAAUCUUGCAUAUUUAGGAUUUCCGGAUAACUCUCUUCUGUUUAAUGAGGUCUUCUUGCUACCGAAAUUGGUUUCACUUGAUCUCUCUAUAAGUCCUGGUUCUGGUUUUUUUCAUCUUGACAACAUAAGGUUUCAAAUGCUUGUUCAUAACUUAACAGAAUUAAGGUUUCUUAUCCUUAAUUCUGUGAAUAUGUCUCUAGUUGUGCCUUCUUCCUUGCUAAACUUGACUUCCUCCUUGGAAUAUUUGGGCCUUAGAGAUUGUCUUUUGCAAGGAAACUUUCCAAGCCAAGUUUUUCAGCUUCCAUCUCUCCAGCUUAUUGAUUUAAGUUCCAACAAUGAUUUGAGAGGUAACUUGCCCCAGUCAAACUGGAGUAGUCCCUUCAAAUAUUUGUAUCUCUCAGACACAAGCUUCUUAGGAGAGUUGCCUCAUUCAAUCGGAAAUCUUAAAUUCCUAGAGGAAUUGGAUCUUAAUAACUGCCAAUUUUCUGGAUCAAUUCCUAAAUCUCUUGCAAAUCUUACCAAGAUAACUUACUUAGAUUUUGAUUCCAAUCUUUUGCAAGGGUCAAUUCCAGAUGUUUUUGGAAAAUUGCACAAUCUAACUUAUCUGAGCUUUUUUAGUAACUGUUUUAGUGGUGAAAUUCCUACAUCAAUCUUCAACCUCACGAGUCUUUCAUUUUUGUCACUGUCAUCAAAUAAGCUAAGUGGUUCAAUUCCUAGCUUCUUCUUUGAUCUUGUGAAUCUUACUAGUGUCGGCCUUUCUUCAAAUAACUUAACUGGCACCAUUACAGCCACCAUGCUUUCGAAGCUUGUAUACCUUGAGUAUCUUGAUCUUUCCAAUAAUAGUUUACUGUCUUUGAGCAAUAAUGGCACUAGUAUCAACUAUUCCUUUCCGAACCUUCAGUAUUUUUUAUUCUCUUCUUGCAACAUACACAAGUUCCCAAGUUUCUUAAGGAAGGCAGAGAGAUUGCAAGAAUUGGAUAUUUCCAAGAACAAGAUUUCUGGUCAAAUUCACAAAUGGGAAAUAGAAGGGAUGUCAGUGAAAUAUUUAAACCUUGCUUAUAACUUCUUGACUGAUAUAGAUUCAUUCGGUUUUGGAAAUCUUGUAGCUGUUGACCUGAGAUCCAACUUACUACAAGCAUCACUUCCCAUUCUAUCAACCACUUGGGAUUCUAUGAACCAACUCUACAUUUCAGGAAAUAAUUUGAUUGGUGAAAUCCCUUCUUCUUAUUGCAAUUUUACUUCUCUUGGAGUUCUAGUCUUAGCUAAUAAUAGUUUGAGAGGAAAAAUUCCAGAAUGUCUUCGAAACUUGAGGAGCCUCUCCAUCUUGGAUCUGCGGAUGAAUAAGUUCCAUGGUAAGAUUCCAAAUUUAUUUGUCACCAACAGUAAUUUGGAUACCCUUCAUCUAGAUGGCAACCAGCUGGAAGGGAUACUACCCCGAUCCUUGGUUAAUUGCAGUAACUUGGAAAUUCUAGAUGUGGGGAACAACAACUUGAAUGAUACAUUUCCACAUUGGUUAGGUGUUCUUACAGAGCUAAAAGUUCUCAUCCUUCGAGCUAAUCAAUUUCAUGGUGCUAUCAGCAAUUCUAUGCCUGCAUUUUACUUCUCUCAAUUGAGAAUCAUUGAUGUCGCGCAGAAUGAUUUUACGGGUCUCUUACCAAAUUUCUCGAGCAAUCAAUUUCAUGGACCGAUUCCUGAAGAGCUAGGAGAACUCAAUUCACUUUUAAUCCUAAACUUAUCUCAUAAUAGUCUCAAUGGUCAAAUCCCGUCAUCAUUAGGGAAAUUAGCAGAACUCGAGUCAUUAGAUCUCUCAUCGAACAAGCUUGAAGGCAUGAUUCCUGAGCAAUUAACAAAUCUGACAUUCCUAUCAAUUUUGAAUCUUUCACACAAUGAACUUGUGGGCCACAUACCUGAAGGGAAGCAAUUCAAUACUUUCUCAAAUGAUUCCUACAUUGGGAACUUUGGAUUGUGUGGAUUCCCAUUGACAAAGAAAUGCCACGAGGAAGAACCAGGAGCACCUGCAUCACAAUUUGAUGAAGAAGAUGACUCUACAAUAGUCUUUGAGAGGAAGUUUGCAUUGGCAGGCUAUGGGUGUGGACUGGUGUUGGGACUUAGUUUGGGAUACAUUGCCUUCAUUACAGGAAAACCAUGGUGGCUGGUGAAGAAAGUGGAGAAAUAUCAACAGAAAUUACUUGGAAGGUGCAACCGAAGUAAUAAGAAGAGAAAACCUAAAACCCCAACCAACGCUCGUAGGUGAGUAAGUUUCUACAACUCUCUUUAUAAUAUUUGUGUUCUAUCUAAGUUCUAACCAUAAAAAUCAAGGCAUAUUAUAUAAUAGUGAAACUUAAUUUUUCUACUUUUGAUUUAUUUUACAUAGGUGCAAGUAGGUGCAGCUGAUUUCCUACUCCGGGGAGACAUGGCAACCAUUGCUUCUUGAGUUUGUUUCCAUCUUUGUCAUGUUCAUUGUUGAUGUAUAGUUGUGUUUACUUGUGUUGGAAUUAUGGUUAUGUAUGAAUUUGUGUUAAUUCCUUUUGGAUUUCAUCUAUCUACUUUGCACAAAGUUGCUCAUGUAUUUUUUUCUUAGUGUAAUUUGUUUCUUUUGAUGUUAUCUCUUUUUAUUUUCUUUUGUCCUCCUUUGUUUUGGUUGUCUUUGAACAGUGCGUUUUACUGAAAAAAAUGUAAAAAUUCUUU
Rubroshorea leprosula is the source of this 3153-nucleotide messenger RNA. The record is from the annotation of a GenBank genome assembly. NCBI's taxonomy places the organism in Eukaryota, Viridiplantae, Streptophyta, Magnoliopsida, Malvales, Dipterocarpaceae.